AUGUUGCCGCCCCCUGCCUGCGGUAGCGGCCACUGCGCCUGCGCAGAGCGCCCGGGGGUGGAGUCCUGGCUGCACCCCUUCUCUUCGCCCUGCCUCCUUCUGUUCCCCCCACCCACCCCGGCACCCCCUCGUCCCUCCUCCCAGCCACCCCGAACGGACAGACAGGUCGUCUUGCUAGGAGGAGGUUCAUCAUACAUCGGCCUUGUUGCAUCCAGCUGCCUCUACCGCCACGUGCCCCGUAAGGUAGGGGAGUGGCAGACGACCUCUUUCUGCCGCUCUUUGCCCCUCCUCGCAUUCCGUCCGUCUGUCACCCCCAGCACACACACACACACACCCCGAAAUUUCCCAAAGGAAAAGUGGCUGGCAGAGCAGAAACACGCCCAGAAGGGCCGACGAUCCUACAUUGCUGGGAAGGAUACAGAUGGACAGCAAUGGGUUUUUUCCCCUACAGCCAUGAAAGAGGCUGACACCUGCACAAGGCGCAACUUAAAACAGAACUUGUCAAACCGUGAUCCGAACUCGCCUCCCAUCCUAAAGGCGGCCCUCUGUGAUACUGUGCAGUUGUUUGGAGACAGCAACAAAUCCCACACUUUAAAAAAAAUCCCUAACGAUUCCCAGGUAUGAUGUCAAUGAUGCCUCCCUUUUCAUAGGAGUGAAUGGGGUCAGAAGAUUUUUGAGAUUAUCUAAAAAUAUGGGCGAUCCUUA
Molecule: messenger RNA, 705 nt
Organism: Castor canadensis (American beaver)
Lineage: Eukaryota; Metazoa; Chordata; Mammalia; Rodentia; Castoridae
Source: RefSeq, a predicted model, not a curated record